CAUGUGAGCCCGCGGGGCGGGGAUGCUCUGGCUGCUCUGCGGCCCCUGCGGCGCCAUGGACAGCCAGGCGCUCGUCAUCCGCAUCAAGAUCCCCGACGGAGCCGCCGUGGACUGGACCGUGCACUCCGCGCCCCAGCUGCUCUUCAGGGAUGUGCUGGAUGUCAUUGGCCAAGUUUUGCCAGAUGCAACGACCACAGCAUUUGAGUAUGAGGAUGAGGAUGGGGACCGGAUCACGGUCAGGAGCGAUGAGGAGAUGAAGGCCAUGCUGUCCUAUUAUUACUCCACUGUGAUGGAGCAGCAAGUGAAUGGACAAUUGAUAGAGCCUCUGCAGAUCUACCCACGAGCCUGCAAACCUCCUGGGAAACGGAACAUACAUGGCCUCAAGGUGAACACGCGGGCGGGGGCCGGCAGCGGCGCCUCCGAGGCCCUGCCCAGCAACAGCUUGAAGAAGUCCUCUGCAGAGCUGAAGAAGAUCCUUGCCAAUGGCCAGAUGAAUGAACAAGACAUUCGAUACCGAGACAUCCUCGGCCACGGCAACGGAGGCACCGUCUACAAGGCUUACCAUGUCCGUAGUGGAAAAAUCCUGGCAGUGAAGGUCAUACCCUUGGAUAUAACACUGGAGCUCCAGAAGCAGAUCAUGUCAGAGUUAGAAAUUCUUUACAAGUGUGACUCCUCGUAUAUCAUAGGAUUUUAUGGUGCUUUUUUUGUAGAAAACAGGAUUUCAUUGUGCACAGAGUUCAUGGAUGGGGGGUCUCUGGAUGUUUAUAGAAAAAUUCCAGAACACGUUCUCGGAAGGAUAGCGGUGGCUGUUGUGAAAGGCCUGACCUAUUUAUGGAGUCUGAAGAUUUUACACAGAGAUGUGAAGCCCUCCAACAUGCUGGUGAACACCCGGGGCCAGGUGAAGCUCUGUGACUUUGGGGUCAGCACCCAGCUGGUGAAUUCCAUAGCCAAGACGUAUGUUGGAACAAAUGCUUACAUGGCGCCUGAGAGGAUUUCAGGGGAGCAGUACGGGAUUCACUCGGAUGUGUGGAGCCUGGGCAUUUCCUUCAUGGAGCUUGCUCUUGGGAGGUUUCCAUAUCCUCAGAUUCAGAAAAACCAGGGAUCUUUAAUGCCUCUCCAGUUAUUGCAGUGCAUUGUUGAUGAGGUCUAAUGAGAUGACACUGUUAAAGUACUCUGCAGUGUAAUUUCAUUACAUCCUGAGCUGUUACACUAUAAACACAGUGGAGCUCUCCGUCAUUCCUGGAAAAACUCCGAAAUUCGUAAAGCCCUUCUUUGCAAAUGGUGAUGUUGUUUGUUCCCUGUUCCUCAUCUUUCUUUUUUUCCCCCUUCUGCUCUCUUCCUUUUUUUAUUUCCAUAAAUACUGGCUGGUUGUUUUCUACCACUAGCCUGGUAAAUCCUGCUCCUUUUUUUUUUUUUGGCUUUUAAAAAUUCUUUUUGCCUUUUAAAUCGUGAACAGGCAGCAUAUGAGGACAGCCUGGAAAAUGAAUAAGUGUAAAUAAACAUGAGUGUAAAUAAAUAGCGAAUGCAGUGAAAGAAACAAAGGUCAACACAAGAAUAAUUUCACAGCUCUUUGUUAAUUACAAGACCAUUUGUGUGUUACUUAAAUAAUCAUUAAUUUCUCAUUUACACUUUCCCUACCUUCCUUUUUACCCUGUGGCUAUCAUUGUCCUUUUUUCA
Agelaius phoeniceus (red-winged blackbird) is the source of this 1677-nucleotide messenger RNA. NCBI's taxonomy places the organism in Eukaryota, Metazoa, Chordata, Aves, Passeriformes, Icteridae. The record is from RefSeq and is a predicted model, not a curated record.